Messenger RNA from Anthonomus grandis grandis, 1616 nucleotides. RefSeq lists its product as uncharacterized. The transcript is spliced from 7 exons. The record is from RefSeq and is a predicted model, not a curated record. Lineage: Eukaryota; Metazoa; Arthropoda; Insecta; Coleoptera; Curculionidae. Bases 124 to 1536 code for a protein of 470 amino acids.
AACUUAACUUUCUUCGCCGAGAAGUUGGUUGUUUAUUUUUGACGGUUUUGCGGUAAUGUUGCAAUAAGUAAAUAUUAAUUUAAAUAAGCCUUCUGGUCUAAAUAUUUAAGCAAGAAAAAUAAUAUGAAAAUCGUUUUUGUGAUAUGUGUCGUAGUGUGUCUUAGUGAGAUUUUAUGUCAAAAUCUUAAUCCAGAUUUUCAAAGUGAUACUAGUAAUAGUGGAGAUGAAUUUAAUUUAUAUGACCAUGGCCGUUUGUUGGACAAAAUUGAUGAUAAUAAAAGGGUGGAAGCCAAUGACAGAAGUUUUCCUUCAGUCAUAGAUAUAAACAAAAAUGACCAAGAAGAAUUAAGAAAGCAAUCUCUAAAAGAGUUUCUUGAAUCUUUUGCAAAGAAAUACAAUGCCAAAAAAAAUACAAACGAAAGACCCGGUGAAAAUAAUUUAGCUCAAAAUCUAGAGGAACCAAGUCAAAGCUAUACCGAACAUGCGAAUAUUCGAGACAAAUCUAUAAAUAAUUGGUCCUUAUUGGGUGUUAACAGACACAAAAAUCCUUAUGAUGAUAAAAUGGGGUGGGUAAGCUUGGAACCUAUACCCUGGUCAAUUUCCAAAAUAUCAAAGUGGCAAAGUAAGUACAAGCCGUCUACUGAAAUGCCUUGGGAUGAUCAUGGAGCUAUCAGUAGCCAAAGACCAUAUCUGCAAGAUGAUCAGGAUUAUGACAGACCAGUAUCAAUAACACCACCUAGUCCAUACCAUUACCACAGACCAACACAAUCAUCUGAUAGAUACGACACUAAUAUCUAUGAUCAUAUAGAGAUAUCCCGACCUAGGCCGACCUUUACUACGAUUUCUUCCAGACCUACUGCAUAUUAUGAAAAUAAAGUUCACGUUCAAGCACAUUUACCAUCUUACAAUUGGUAUGGAAGUACUACCAUGCGACCGAAUGGUCAUAAAAGAAAAAAUUGUAAUGAUCAUAAUGAACAAAUAAUUACUGAUGGGCUGCCGUCCAACUUUCCAUCUAACACUUAUGACCACAUAAGAAGAAAAAGCACUGAAAAAGAAAUACAGACUGAAUCUCACCCUUUCAACGGAGAAGGUGAAUGGGUGUUGCUAUCGACCACUAAAGGAUAUAAGCACCCAAGGAACGGACAAAGAUCUUUAUCGUCUGAUCUUAGUAUCAAACCUGUACAUACCUUAAGAACUUCAAAAGGUAUUCAGUUAACAGUUCUGCCGCCUCUUAAAGGUUCUAAUGUUAACAUGACUACGUCACACGGUGGUUUGUUGCAAGUAGAGUCUACUUUCGAAAGUGUAGAGCAAGCCAAGCAAAAAUUUGAUAAAAAACAGCACACUCUAAAAGUCAAAUCUAAGAGGAAACGCAGGAGAACAAAGAAAAAUGGUAAUAGUGUAACACAAAAGGAUAGUCAAAACAGGCAAACAACGCCACACUAUGGAGAUCCUGGAGCAGUAAUGGCGGCAGUAGGAGCUGGAAUGAUUCCUGCUACUAUGGCGAUGAUGAUGCCUAUGGCUCUGAGUGGAGGCUAGUUUAAGAUUUAUCAACUCAAGCAUAUUUAAAUAAGAAUUAUUUAUUUCUUAGUAAUAAUUAAAAGUAAUAAUUUGAUAAA